AUGACUAAUCUUAUUGUGGAAGAGUAUUACAGUGUCGGCGGCAAUAGACAUAGCGCAGCGGCCGACUGGUCCACGAUUUCCGACCAUCUUGCGUUUGGGGCCGACAACAAUAUUGCAAUAUGGUCUCCAACGCGGCACUCUCGACACGGCAUAUCCGCCAUAUUAAAAGGCCAUUCCGAUAAGGUCACGGCGGUCAAGUUUCUGACAAGUUCGACGACCCAGCAUCCCCAGCAUCUGGUGGGUGGAUCCGCAGAUGGGAGGAUUGCCUUGUGGAAAGUUCCCGACAAUGGUGCACGCUGGGAAGCUGCUGUAGCGAAUGUUGUCGCGCACUCCGGUACAGUCAAUACCAUUGCGACUAUUGCUGGGAUAAACGCCUUUGCCACUGGUGGGGCGGAUGGCAAGAUCAAGCUAUGGAGAGUUGAUGGUGAUAAUCUGGAAGUGUUGGGCGAACUCAAUUUGAAACCCAGAUGCAUCCCCCUUGCACUAGCACUGAGCCCAUUUUCCCAAGAGAAGAGCCCAGACAGCGCUGUGGUUGUGGUCGGAGGCACUCGGAAUGAUGUCCAGGUGUAUUCGGCCGAGAGCAUUUCGACAGCUCCCCGGUUCACGCUAUGCGCCACUUUGACUGGCCAUGAAGGAUGGAUUCGAUCAUUGAGCAUCACAACGAAUACCGAUGGAGGACUACUGCUUGCUUCCGCAAGUCAGGACAAAUACAUUCGAAUCUGGCGUUUUCGUGACGGAAAUACUUCGACGGCCACAGCCCCUAGUUCUACUAACUCAACCGCCCCGAGUACAACGUCGUUAACCGCCAAGGUACAGACAGUAUAUGCUGGGGCUUCUAAGUAUUUGAUCACCUUCGAAGCGUUGUUGUUGGGGCACGAAGAUUGGGUUUAUUCCACUGCCUGGAACCCGAAGUCUCUCACUCAGCAACUACUGACUGCUUCGGCAGACGGGUCGCUUUCGAUCUGGGAGGCGGAUCCUGCGUCGGGAGUUUGGGUGAGCAUUUCUCGGCUUGGGGAUAUUAGCAGCCAGAAAGGGGCAACUACAGCUACGGGUUCGUCAGGAGGGUUUUGGACUGGGUUGUGGUCGCCGAAUGGUGAUCAUGUGACGUGUCUGGGCCGGACGGGAAGCUGGAGACUAUGGACAUACAACUCUGCAUCGGAAUUCUGGACGCAGACAUAUGGGGUCAGUGGCCACAUUGGCCCCGUCAAUGGUGUUUGUUGGGCACCGGACGGCAGCUAUCUCCUCACGACCAGCUCAGACCAGACCACUCGUUUGCAUGCACAAUGGUCCUCAGAUGACAUAUGGAGCUGGCACGAAUUCUCACGGCCACAAAUCCACGGCUAUGAUUUGAACUGCAUUUCCUCCAUCACUGCUCAUCAGUUUGCCUCGGGGGCAGACGAGAAACUUCUUCGCGUGUUUAACAAGCCUAGAGACAUUGCCGCGAUGCUGCACCGACUCUGCAAGAUAUCCUUGCCUACCGAAGACGCGAAAUUACCUGAUACAGCGGCAAUCCCAGUUCUUGGGCUUUCCAACAAAGCAACAGACGAGCACGAUGCAACAAUUGAGACAACAGAAGGGGAAUUGGAUGCUAAUCAGGAGAGCGAUUAUGGGUCAAUGUUGUUCAAUAGCGCCGAACCACCCACAGAAGACCUUCUGGCGCGACACACGCUAUGGCCGGAGGAAGAGAAACUGUAUGGACACACUUAUGAGAUCUCUGAGGGGGUGACGUCGACAGAUGGGAAGCUUCUCAUGACGGCCUGUAAAGCCAGUUCGAUUGACAAUGCGGUGAUUCGACUGUACGAGACAGAGGGUUGGAAUGAGAUCAAGCCCCCGCUUGUGGCACAUUCGCUCACUAUCACUCGAUUGGCACAUUGCCCCAGAACGCCUGGGUAUAUUUUGAGUGUGGGUCGAGACCGGCAAUGGGCCGUUUUUCAACAAUCCGAAAAGACGGCCGGACAAUGGACACUUGUCGCGAGCAACCCAAAAGCACACACGCGCAUGAUUCUGGAUUGUGCCUGGUUUAUGAAUGUCUCAAGUCCAAGUUUCGUCACUGCAGGAAGAGAUAAAUCGAUGAAAGUGUGGAGUGCCCAGGUGUCAUCUAAUCAAUUCAAUGUGGCCUGUGUUCUGGAGGUCAAGAGAAAAUCGGCUGUAACAGCUGUUGCAGUGCUCUCAGAAAAGUCACGAUGGAUCAUAGCGGCAGGCGAAGAUGAUGGAAGCAUCUCAAUACAUGUGCUGGGAGGUGCAGACGGCAUGAGAGUUGUGACAAGUCUUGAUAUUGAAGCACGUCUUUGCCCAUCGGCCACAGUCAGCCGGCUGGCCUGGCGGCCUUGUAUGGAGGGGGUUUCGUACUGUCAGCUCGCGGUGGCAUCUGUUGACGGAUCGAUUCGAAUACUGCGAGUCAAUCUCGAAGAACUCGGUGGGGAAUGA
Exophiala mesophila is the source of this 2427-nucleotide messenger RNA. RefSeq lists its product as uncharacterized. Gene Ontology annotation, cellular component: elongator holoenzyme complex. The record is from RefSeq and is a predicted model, not a curated record. NCBI's taxonomy places the organism in Eukaryota, Fungi, Ascomycota, Eurotiomycetes, Chaetothyriales, Herpotrichiellaceae. Gene Ontology annotation, biological process: tRNA wobble uridine modification. Gene Ontology annotation, molecular function: protein binding. The coding region runs from base 1 to 2427 and encodes 808 amino acids. The transcript has a single exon.